Molecule: messenger RNA, 1873 nt
Organism: Castor canadensis (American beaver)
Lineage: Eukaryota; Metazoa; Chordata; Mammalia; Rodentia; Castoridae
Source: RefSeq, a predicted model, not a curated record
UAGCACCACGGCAGCAGGAGGUUUCGGCUAAAUUGGAGGCACAGGCCACGACUGCAUGCCUGCUCCCGCCAGGUGAUAACCUCAGCCGGUGACCCAAGGGCUCUGCGACACAAGGAGUCUGCAUGUCGAAGUGGUAGACAUGCUCAGCUUUGUGGACACGCGGACUCUGUUGCUGCUUGCAGUAACUUCGUGCCUAGCAACUUGCCAAUCUUUACAAGAGGGAACUCCAAGAAAGGGCCCCACUGGAGAUAGAGGACCACGUGGAGAAAGGGGUCCACCAGGCGCCCCAGGCAGAGAUGGUGAAGAUGGUCCCACUGGCCCUCCUGGUCCACCUGGUCCUCCUGGCCCCCCUGGUCUUGGCGGGAACUUUGCUGCUCAGUUUGACGGAAAAGGAGUUUCACUUGGCCCUGGACCAAUGGGUUUAAUGGGACCCAGAGGCCCUCCUGGUGCUGCUGGAGCUCCUGGCCCUCAAGGUUUCCAAGGACCUGCUGGUGAGCCUGGUGAGCCUGGUCAAACCGGCCCUGCAGGUGCUCGUGGUCCACCUGGUGCUCCUGGCAAGGCUGGUGAGGAUGGUCACCCUGGAAAACCUGGACGACCUGGUGAGAGAGGAGUUGUUGGACCACAGGGUGCCCGUGGUUUCCCUGGGACCCCAGGACUUCCUGGCUUCAAGGGCAUUCGGGGACACAAUGGUCCGGAUGGACUGAAAGGACAACCUGGUGCUCCAGGUGUGAAGGGUGAACCUGGAGCCCCUGGUGAAAAUGGAACUCCAGGUCAAUCAGGAGCCCGUGGGCUUCCUGGUGAAAGAGGACGUGUUGGUGCCCCUGGGCCAACUGGUGCCCGUGGCAGUGAUGGCAGUGUUGGUCCCGUGGGUCCUGCUGGUCCCAUUGGCUCUGCUGGCCCUCCAGGCUUCCCAGGUGCACCUGGUCCCAAGGGUGAACUUGGACCUGUUGGUAACCCUGGUGCUUCUGGUCCUGCGGGUCCCCGUGGUGAAGUGGGUCUUCCAGGUCUUUCUGGGCCUGUUGGCCCCCCCGGCAACCCUGGAGCAAAUGGCCUGGCUGGUUCUAAGGGUGCUGCUGGCCUUCCUGGUGUUGCUGGAGCUCCUGGCCUCCCUGGUCCCCGUGGUAUCCCUGGUCCUGUUGGUGCUGCUGGUGCCACGGGUGCCAGAGGACUUGUUGGUGAACCUGGUCCAGCUGGCUCUAAAGGAGAGACUGGUAGCAAGGGUGAACCUGGCUCUUCUGGGCCUCAAGGUCCUCCUGGUCCCAGUGGUGAAGAAGGAAAGAGAGGUUCCACGGGUGAACCUGGAUCUGCUGGCCCUGCAGGACCUCCUGGGCUGAGAGGUAGUCCUGGUUCUCGUGGUCUUCCUGGAGCUGAUGGUAGAGCUGGUGUCAUGGGUCCUCCUGGUAAUCGUGGUUCAACUGGCCCUGCUGGAGUCCGAGGCCCCAGUGGAGAUUCUGGUCGCCCUGGGGAACCUGGUCUCAUGGGACCCCGGGGUCUUCCUGGAUCCCCUGGAAAUGUUGGCCCAGCUGGUAAAGAAGGUCCUGUGGGUCUUCCUGGUAUCGACGGAAGGCCUGGUCCAAUCGGCCCAGCUGGAACAAGAGGCGAGGCUGGCAACAUUGGAUUCCCUGGACCCAAAGGCCCCACUGGUGAUCCUGGCAAAAAUGGUGAUAAAGGUCAUCCCGGUCUUGCUGGUGCUCGGGGUGCUCCAGGCCCUGAUGGCAAUAAUGGUGCUCAGGGGCCUCCUGGACCCCAGGGUGUCCAAGGUGGCAAAGGUGAACAGGGUCCUGCUGGUCCUCCAGGCUUCCAGGUGAGUCAAAAAAUAAUAAUAAUAAUACAAGAUAUUGUCCUUUGCCAGACUAUUCACCUCCAACUCACU